UUUCACUUUCGUAUCUGUGAAGUUCAAUUGAGUCGACCAUUGUCUUUCAGGCAGCAAAGUGCCGCCACCGUCGUCUUCCGUCUUCCGAGACCGAAAGCGCAUCAGCUUCCAACUUCUGAACUCCAUUACACUCUUCCUCCUCCUUCUCUCUCUAAAACCUUUCCCAUUAUUUUCUCUCUCUGCUGCUUCUUACCAUUCACUCUCCUUCAAUGGCCGCAUUUUCCUUUCCUAAAUCCACUAACUUCUUUUCCACAGCCACCAUUCUCACCCAACCUAAACCCACAUUCGCCUCCUCCACCAAGGUCCGCAUGUCCCUUCAAGAAAACGGGCCCUCCAUGGCCGUCGUCGGUGUCACUGGCGCCGUUGGGCAUGAGUUCCUCUCGGUCCUUUCAGACCGCAAUUUCCCUUACCGCUCCAUCAAGAUGCUCGCGUCCAAGCGCUCCGCUGGCCGUCGACUCACAUUCGAAGAAAGAGAGCAUGUAAUCGAGGAGUUGACUCCACAAAGCUUCGACGGCGUUGAUAUUGCUCUGUUCAGUGCUGGUGGGUCAAUCAGCAGAGAGUUCGGUCCCAUUGCGGUCGAACGAGGGACGAUUGUGGUGGAUAAUAGCUCAGCAUUUCGUAUGGACGAGAAUGUACCACUUGUGAUUCCAGAAGUGAAUCCCGAGGCCAUGGAUCAUAUUAAGCUUGGAAUGGGUACGGGGGCUCUUAUAGCUAACCCCAAUUGCUCCACCAUUAUUUGCUUAGUGGCUGCUACACCUCUUCAUCGACGGGCUAAGGUAUUACGUAUGGUUGUUAGCACAUACCAAGCUGCUAGUGGUGCUGGUGCCGCUGCAAUGGAAGAGCUUGAGCUGCAAACUCGUGAGGUAUUGGAAGGGAGACCACCAACUUGUAAAAUAUUUAAGCAACAGUAUGCUUUUAAUUUGUUCUCCCAUAAUGCAUCUGUCCUCUCAAAUGGAUACAAUGAAGAGGAAAUGAAGAUGGUAAAGGAGACAAGGAAAAUAUGGAACGACAAGGAUGUUAAAAUAACUGCGACAUGUAUACGAGUUCCUGUUAUGCGAGCCCAUGCUGAGAGUGUGAACCUUCAAUUUGAGAAACCCCUUGACGAGGACACAGCAAGAGAUAUUCUGAAGAAUGCUGCAGGUGUAGCGGUGAUUGAUGACCGUGAAUCAAAUCAUUUUCCAACUCCUUUGGAAGUUUCAAGCAAAGAUGACGUUGCCGUUGGCAGGAUUCGCUGUGACAUGUCUCAAGAUGGGAAUCUAGGGCUGGACAUGUUUGUUUGCGGGGAUCAAAUUCGCAAGGGAGCUGCACUUAAUGCAAUCCAGAUUGCUGAGAUGUUACUAUGAGUUCACAUAUUUCAAGGAUGAGAUUCUUACUGGUCACUUUUCCUCUGAGCGAAUCAUUUUUCAAUCUCAUAGUCUGCUUCCUUCAAUGAUAUUUUCUAGCCUGAAGGCCUAUAAUCGUGUAAAAGAAUUAUCUUGUGAGUAAAGGCCUAAUCUUUUCAUUUUGUCUCUAGGAGGAUCACUGAAAUCAUACUGGGGAAGUAUUCUUUUCUUAUGUAUCCUAGGAUUGAAUUAAAUUAUACGCAUCAUAACUUCAUCUUUCAUGCAAACAUUGCAUUAUAUUAGGUAGUCUUUUACAUUAAAUAAUUUAUUUUUUUCUUUCCCAUCU
This is a messenger RNA of Prosopis cineraria, 1668 nucleotides long. RefSeq lists its product as uncharacterized. The coding region runs from base 210 to 1343 and encodes 377 amino acids. Gene Ontology annotation, molecular function: NADP binding; NAD binding; protein dimerization activity. Gene Ontology annotation, biological process: L-threonine biosynthetic process. Lineage: Eukaryota; Viridiplantae; Streptophyta; Magnoliopsida; Fabales; Fabaceae. The record is from RefSeq and is a predicted model, not a curated record. The transcript is spliced from 7 exons.